UCUCGAACUCAUGACCUCAGGUAGUUCACCUGCCUUGGCCUCCCAAAGUGCUGGGAUUACAGGCGUGAGCUACUGCAACCAGCUACUAUAUUUCUUUAAUCGCUUUUCAGUUACACCUACUGUUCUGAAGUUAAACGUAGCCAUCUCUUUGGCGUAGCUUCCCUUGCUGGGAACUGCUGCCGGCUGCUUGUGUCAACCGAAGGGUAUUUGUAACGGAUUCUUUUAACAGCCACAGCACCAGUGAGGGCCAGCGACAGAGGCUGCUUUCACACGUUCUAUUCCAGGCCCAAGCCAAUCUUUCUAACUUCUAAUUUAUAAGGAGCUGAAGGUUUCAAGUAGCAGAAGUAGCUGGGCAGGGGACAAGUGAUGCUGUCAUUUGGGUGCUUUUAUCAGAGUCUGAAGAGGGGAGAGUCCGUCGGCAAUGCUAACUCCUCCGUCACUCCUGGGGCUGCAGCCUCUCAUGAGAACCCGAGCUCAGAACCCCUCAUAGCGGCAUGCUUUGCUCUGGAGGUUCUGGGGAGACAGGGAAGAGGCACUGCCCCUCCUACCUGGCCUGGUGACAAGGUAGCGGACACUCAGAAUGUACUUUUCUGCCUCUUAAGGGUCCCACAAACUUACAGCUUUCCAGGUCUCCAAGCUUCUGGGCUGGGAUGAGUUGUCUCGGAGGACUUGGAGAAUCCCAGUUCCUCGUCCGGUCAGACAUGUGCAUUAAUCUGACAAACUAUCACUUUUCUUGGCUUAAAAAGGCCCAAAUCGCUACUAGUUUGUGGGUGAGGGGUCACUUAAUCCAGUCAUCCUGAUCUACCAAUACUUUUUCCCUCUCAGCUUUAGUGUAAAAGUUGCAAUCUGGUCUUGGAUUUGCACUCCUGGGGUGGAGUCUUAUCUCCUCCGUCCCCUUAGAGCCAUGUGAUGGCAGGUGUGUAGUUACCUCGCUUCUGUACGCCCAGUGUCCCAGCAGAAUGGAGAUAGCAGUGGAAGUUGGAAGCAUUAUGAGGCCACUAACCCACUCUCACCCCCAAACUGUCAUUCCUUCUGAAGCAUCCUAAGAGUAAGGAGACAGGAAGGAGAGAAUACUGCACGAGCCCACCAAUUUCGCACAUUGCCACCAGCACCAUCACCGCUUUUGAACUAUGGGGCUCCAAACUCAGAAGUCUGAGUGUCCAAGUGUCCACUGAUUUUUCUCCAUAGCCUGCCUCUCCAGCUGUGACCCCCAUAAGUGAUAUCUGAUACCUCCCCUCGCCCCACCCCCAUCCUCUCCUUCCUCACACUCCCUUCCAAUCCUCCACUUUCCAGGCACAGAACUGUGGACCUUCUGCCGCCACUGAUGUGCCUCUGGCCACACCCACCCAGAGAUUCUAAAACCUGGAAUAAAACACAUUGUGGGGGAGCUUUCAGUAUCUUAGGACCUCACCUGUCAAGCCGAUUAACAGCCUGAGCCCACGGGCAGAGACAGGCUGGCAGGGAUGGAGGGAAGGUGCCUGUGAACUGGGAGGUUUGUUUCAAAGCUGUGUUGGGGUGGUUUGGGAGGUGCUGGUAGAGAUGAUGGUGCCCAAACCUGUCACCCCAACCCAAGCUCUGGUGAGAAGCGUUUCCCACCACCUACCAGGUUUCCUUGACUCUCCCCUGUAUCCACAGUGCAGUUCUCUGAGGCCACCAACAGUCAACAGGGGGAGGCAUUGCUGCUGCCUGGGAGACUGAGGCAGCGGGGGGAGGGUGAUGCUGUCCUGCUGUGACUGUUGGCACAGGGCACAUUUGUGUUUACCCACAUUUGAAUGUGCUUUGGAGCUAACCUGGGGCCAUAACCAUCACACACCUGGUUUCCAUCAGAAAAGCGUAUCUGAUGGGAAGUACUCUGUGGAGCUCUAAGCAGUUGAUGAUUAUCCUGAAGUAAUGCAGCGACGGCACACAUGAAACGUUGACUUUUUGUUCCAUCACUUUGCAAUUUUUCAAUUAUUUAUUAAACAAACAUUUGAAUAUCGUAGGAUGUCUUCAUGUGUCUACAACCAGAAUGUAAAUUGCCAGUGAAGAUUUAUCUCAUUAAUUCUGAAUCUCUGCUACAGUGAUAAAUAUAUUGCUUUGCUCACAGGAAUCAUUAAAGGGACUUAAUAUCUAAUACUUGCUAUGUAAUCAGCAUUAUAUAGCUGAAACUGAACUAUUUUGCCUGUUCAUAGAUACUGAUAGAAUUAAAUUCAAAUAGAAUUUGAAAGUGACUCCUCAAGGGGUGGCUGUGAACACUAUGUAAGAUUCACCGAAGGUCUUUUCUCCACUCUCAGCUCCAGCCCGCUUUUCUCUGUGAAGCAGGAUGCGUGGGGCAGCAGAGCUGUAUUUACUCGCGGUGCCCUUCCCGCUGUCUCGAAGGCACGGGGAAGGCUACAAGGGAUUUUCUCUCAAAUGUGCAGGGCCUCCACCUAUGACUCCGGAAGGCUGCCGGCUCCCCCAGGGGGCUGCUCCUGGCUUUCGAUGAACUAAAUUAACCUCGGGCCACCACCGGAGCGCCAGCUGGGGGAGCCCCGGGAUGCCUGGCGCGCGCUCUGCCCUCCGCUGUCCUGGCACUUUGCUCCCAUUCAACAGUCGGUGGUGACACCAGCUGGGCACAGCCCGGGGCCUGGCAGGGCUGCGUCCUUAGCGAGCGCGCUGGGCUCCUCCUCCUGCCGGCCCGGCCCGCGUCUCAGCCGUGGGGACCCGGGGGCGCCGCGACUCGCCCACAGUUGGACGGCGGGAGGCGGUUCCCGCAGGGUCCAGUCCCGGAAGCACCGAGUCAGAGGGGAGCCCCUGGCCCCAGGAGGAGGGGAGGGUGGGAGCUCCUCUCUUGGAGUCCCCGGGUUUGGUCGCCGGGAUGUGAGGAAGCCGGAGAGGCCGCGGCGGGACGCAGGUGGGUGUGGCGGAGCAGCCCGAACUGCGGGGACCCGCUCCGCGCACAGUGGCUGAGCGCCCGCCUCUUCUUCUAGCGGCUGAGGAUCCCGCGUCUCGGCAGCACCAUGCCCUUCCCUCCCAUGCAGCCGCAGACCGCCCCCGCACCGGGGGCCCAAGCCGCGCGCCACUUACCCCGGAGGCCCUGCGCCGCGGGGGACAAGAAGAGGCCCCCACAGAGGCCCGAGGGGUUCCUCUCCAGCUCCUGGCCCUCCGCCACGCUCAAGAGGCCGCCGGCCCGGCGCGGCCCCGGCCGGGACAGGACGCAGCUGCCGGCCCCUCCGGGCGUCUCCCCCCAGGCCUCGCCCUGCCGCUCGCUGGCCCCAGCCACGUGCGCCCCGCCCCGGCCAGCCGGCUCCGGCCACAGCCCGGCGAGGACCACCUACGCGGCGACCUCAGCAGGGACGGGGACCACCGCCGCAGGGACCUCUUCGGGGACGGGCGCCGGUCCCGACACCGCUGCGCGCUUCUCCCUGAACCUCACCCCGGAGGCCGUCCUGGUCAUCCAGAGGCGUCAUCUGGAGAAGCAGCUGCUGGCGCGGCCUCGCAGGCCCUUCCCCUCACCCUCGGCCGAACCCAGGCGCCUACUCACUCCCUGUCCCCGGGCUAGGGCCGCGGGCCUGCGGAGGGGUGGCCCCGCCAGCGACCCCGACGCAUCCCCAGCAGCUGGCCUGGGCCGCCGCGACCCUCUGCCCCGCGCCCAGCUGCUGUCCGGCGGCCUGCAGGUUCCCCAGCUCAGCCCGCGGUCGGGGGCCCUGCGCCCGAUGCUCAAGGUGUCGCUGCUCAACGAGCGGCACAGGUACGACGACGUGGAGUACGAGGAGGAGCCCGAGGCGGUGGACGAGGGCCUGGUGCGCAAGUGCACGGAGUGGCUGCGCGGCGUGGAGUCGGCGGCUGCCGCGCGGGGCCGGGCCGGGGCCCUGGACUCACGGCGGCACCUGAGCACGCUGUGAGCCCAGCUGUCCUGCGGGGACAGGCCAGACCUGAUCCCACAUCACCUCCUGCACGCACCACUCCGCCUGGGGACCCUCGGGGGAGACCACAGGCUCCUCUGGCCGCCAGCGCCCACUUCCGGGACACCCGUGAGCAAGCUGGCCCGCGUGGGGUGCAGCCAGACUCGCCCGACGGCCACGGCCCCCCUCCUGCCCUCACCAGCAGGCAGCCCGGGCCUUUCUCGGUCACACUGGUGGUAUCUAUCCCAGUCGCUCACCUCUGCCCCACUCUGGCCUCCUUUUGGCGUCCCCGAGUGUCCAUGCAGUUCGUGGGGAAUUAAGCAACUGAGAAAAUGCCUCUCGGCGCCCCCAGUCCCAGGGUUCGUCUAGGUCCCAGAGACCCUCUGCCUGGAGGCGGGCCUUCCCCAGGGCUACAUCUGCACCCCCUGCGGUGUCACCCUCAGCCGUUGCCGGGCACCCUGGACAGUGCGGUGGGCGAUGGCCCAGGGUAGGUGGCCGCGACGGUGGCCUCCUGCAGAGCUGGGACCCGGUGCUACAUUUGUGAUUUUGUUUUCUCCCAAGUCAGAAAAAUGUUGAGGGUAUUAGAAAUCCCUGAAACUCAGUUAACCGAGUUUCCAGUCGCCAAAGCGGAAGGGUAGGCAUCGCCAGGCGCUGGUGAACCCCGGUCAAUGAGUGCUUCCAUGGAAACCGCUUGGCUGAUUACAUUUUUUCGGUGUAUUAUUUGAAUAGAGAGUAAAGCUCCUCUGCUGUUUCGUAACCAUACCCUUUCCCCCGCUAACUGGAGGCUGAUUUCUACAUAUUUCUUCCAUGUAUCUGAGAAUAUCUAACUCGAAGGAUGAGAAGGAAAUAAAAUGUUAUAAUCAGAUAAGGCUGGUUAUAGAAGAGUAAUGUAUUACCUCAAGUUUUGACUUACUUUGUAAAAGCCAAUAACUGGUUUAAUGUUUAUCUUGAUAGACUUUAAAUGUAUCGAGUCCUAAUUGUAUUUUAAAUUGAAGCCUUACAUUUUUAAAA
Molecule: messenger RNA, 4874 nt
Organism: Chlorocebus sabaeus (green monkey)
Lineage: Eukaryota; Metazoa; Chordata; Mammalia; Primates; Cercopithecidae
Gene: PRR18
Product: proline rich 18
Source: RefSeq, a predicted model, not a curated record